Fundulus heteroclitus (mummichog) is the source of this 2049-nucleotide messenger RNA. RefSeq names its product zinc finger protein 324B. The transcript is spliced from 4 exons. Gene Ontology annotation, molecular function: DNA-binding transcription factor activity, RNA polymerase II-specific; RNA polymerase II cis-regulatory region sequence-specific DNA binding. The record is from RefSeq and is a predicted model, not a curated record. Gene Ontology annotation, biological process: regulation of transcription by RNA polymerase II. Gene Ontology annotation, cellular component: nucleus. Lineage: Eukaryota; Metazoa; Chordata; Actinopteri; Cyprinodontiformes; Fundulidae. The coding region runs from base 8 to 1420 and encodes 470 amino acids.
UUCACGCAUGCGCACCGCGCAUCCUUUUGGUUCCUGGUUGUUGUGCGGCCAUCGGGUCAGCGGAGGUUCUCCUGCGGUUCUCCUGCGGUUCUUUUGGUUCCAGCUCGCUUUCUGCGGUCCCGGUCGCGCUGCCUCGGUUGGACCAGCGGGGGAAAUGUCUCCGGCCUCCACCUUUCACGCUCAGCUCGCCUCCAUCAUGGAGGUCCUGGCCAACACGGCGGUGGCGGAGAUCUGCGAGCUGGUGGACAGCGGCUACGCCGUGCUGCAGCUGGAGAUCUCCCGCGGCCGCAAAGAGAACGAGGUCCUGCGGAGGAAGCUGCGGCUCCUGGAGCUCCGGGCGGCGCGCUCCGCCGCGCUCAGAGCCGCCGCUAGCGGCAGCGGCGCCGCGCUGCUCUUCGCGAGCGGCCGACCGCGCGUCCACGAGCCGCGGAGGACCGAGGCGCGCACAGCGGUUGGAGCAGAGCUGCCCCUGUCGCCCCCCCAGCAGGCGUCUCUGUGCAGAGAGACCCGUCCAGCGCCAGAAUCCGGACAGGAAGCCGCAGCUCAGGCGGCGGCUGCAGCGGAGACGACGGCGAUGACGGUGGUCAUCAAAGUGGAGGACGAAGAAGGCGAGUCCUGGUCUGACCCACACGGCCGGUUCUGUGGCGUUUCUGAGGAGCACGCUGAGACCGGAGCUCCGUCCUCGCUCGUCAAGCAGGAAGCGGCCGAUAAAGGAGAAGAAGACGGCUGCGUCUCAUGGACGAGCUCCGGCUCCGGCCAGCGAGCCCUGAGCGCCAAUCAGGGGCCAGAGAGCGGCAGCUACGACCCCCUGAUGCUGCAGCACGCGACCCGCAACCCGGCAGCGGCAGCAGAACCCGGCAGCUCCUCCGGUUUGGUGCCCAGCAGGAAUGUCUGUGCCGAUCCGGGGAGCGGUUCUGGUUUCGGCCACAGCGAGGCGGACCAGCGGCGGCAGCAGGGGGCGCCACAGAGUCAGGCCGCGGGAGCGCAGGGCAUCAUCAGGAGGGACGAGUGGCAGCGCCAGAGCCGGGUCGGCGGCGGCGACGACGACCCCAGAGGGCGGACGUUCGUGUGUAGCUUCUGCGGGAAGACGCUGGCCUGCCUGAAGAACCUGACCACCCACCUGAGGGUCCACACGGGCGAGAAGCCCUACGUCUGCGCCCUCUGCGGGAAACGCUUCUCCGACUCCAGCAACCUGAAGCGGCACCAGAGCGUCCACACCGGCGAGAAGCGCUACGGCUGCGUUCACUGCGGGAAGCGCUUCGCCCAGUCCGGCUCGCUGAAGGUCCACAUGAGCGUGCACACCGACUGCAGGCAGUUCAGGUGCUCCUCCUGCGGGAAGACCUUCACGUCCGGCGGACACCUGAGGAGACACGUCGCCACGCACGCCGGAGAGAAACGAUUGGCCGCAGCGUCGCCGUGACGACGUCUACCCAGAGCCGGCCCAGACGCAGCGCAUCAGACGAGAACUUAGUACCCGACCUUCACCAGACGCUGCAUCCCUGAGCCGGUUGAAGUUUCAAAGCAGUCCUCGGUUCUCUGUGGUACCGCCUGUGGACUAGUGGGUCUGAGCAGCGGUUCUCCGGGCCUCAGAGCAGGAAGAACCCAGACCCAAAGCCCGCUCACAGAAUCAAAGAAUGAUCUGGAAGGGGCUGAACUCAGGGGAGCGGGUUGGCUGGCCCAUCUGUCUGGAAGCCCCGCCCCCAUCUUUAUGUAAGCCCCGCCCCCAGUGUUAUAUAAGCUCCGCCCACGUUUGUAUGUAAGCCCCGCUCACAUGUGUCUGUAAGCCCCGCCCCUAGUGUUCUAUAAGCCCCGCCCACGUUUGUAUGUAAGCCCUGCCCACAUCUAUAUGUAAGCUCCGCCCACAUUUUAUCUGUAAGUCCCGCCCCGUCCGUCUGUAGGCCCCACCUCCAAUCUGAAUGUAAGCCCCGCCCCCAUCUAUCAAUAAGCCCUGGUCCAUUUUAAUCACACCCUGUUUAUUUUUUCUUUUUUUUGUCUCCUCUUUGGCAUUGUAGCAUUAAAAUUGUUUUAAUGACAAAAAGAAGCGGAGCC